GAGUGGCUCUGGAACGGAGGCCAAGGAAGCAUCGGCGCCAAGGCAAGAAGGGCAGUGCCAGAGGUGAGCAGCGCCUGGGUGAGGGCAGAUGCCCUGCACAGACACCCCCUGGCCCCACGUGCCCACUGCCGCAUCUGGGGAUGCCCUGUCCGCUGACUCUGUCUCCUCUGCCAGCAGGCUUUGUCCUCCUGGAGUCUUCAGAGUGUUCAAGGAGGUGCUGCCACGUACACCCGGAUGUGACUGGCAUAUAUGAAGCAGUCCAUCAGUUUGACAGGAGCAUCAAGGACCUAACAAGAUACCUGGACAUGCUCAACUAUGAGACGCCCAAGAGCAGUGACAACUCCUGGACUUCCAUCACAGCCAGUGAAGUCGGGUCCUCUUCAAGUGUGUCUCUGUCCCCUUCAAGAGAAGACCCCCACUCUUCCAUCAUGGCAAGUGAAGCCAGCUCCUUUGCAGAGGUGUCUCUGUCUCCUUCGAGUGACGACUCCUGGACUUCCAUCAUGGCGAGUGAUGCUGGCUGCUCUUCACAAGCAUCUCCCUCCACUCUUCUGGAUGGAGAAAACAUGCCUCAUGCUUCCAGCGUCCAGCCUAGCCUGGGGCAUCCCAGGGCUGACCUGGAGGAGCAGCCUGGCCUGGCAACUCAGCCACCCUGCAGGGAGGAAGUGGACAGAUGCCUCGAGGUCAACAGUGUGCAGCAGAACCAGCCAGAUCUUGAGAUCCAGCUGGGUGCUCCCACUCCACCUCCAGAGGUGCUCGACGUCCACUCCAGGGAAACAGAGAUGCCUAUCUCACACCACAAAGGCCAGGACACCUUGGAGUGCCUCAUCCCAGAAACAAAACUGCUGCAGGAACUGGGCCAGCCAGCCAGCGUGGAUGAGACUCCACAGACUGUUCCAGCCUCAGCCCCUCCAUCACCUCGGCAACAAGAAAAGCGUGAUGUGAAGGUGGAUCCCACUGUGCAGGACCUGUCCUUCCUGAAUGAGACGGUGAAAAGGCAGCUGGAGCGUCACAUUGUAAAAAUGCAGAUACAACAGCGCUAUGGGCUGCCCACCAGGGUCCUGGAAUAUGACAAGAACUUUGAAAACAUCUCCCUGGGGCAAAAAGCCACUCAGCCUCCCCCUCCGCAGAGGAGCGCUGGGCUACCCUACCGCUCUCCCUUCCGGCACUGGGACAGACGUGCUCGGGCCAAGAAGCCGACAGGACGGCCCCCUGGCCCGCAAGAAGAGUUCACAGAACCUGCGGACACGUGCCUGCUAGGGAUGCAGGCUCCAUCAUCUCCUCCAACAUCGCAGCGAACAAAAAAGCGUGAUGUGACGGUGACUCGCAUCAUGCAGAACUUGCCAUUCCUGCAUGAGCCUGAGAAAAGGCAGCCGGAGCGUCGCAUUGUAAAAAUGCAGACGCAACAGGAAGAGCCUGCAGACGCUGUGGAGGCAUGCCCACAAGGGACGCAGGCUCCAAUCCACUCUGAGCCAGCAGCGUUCCUGAGAGUGGCACAGGAGAUGCCUCAGGAGGCCAGGGAGACACCCCCCUGCAAAAAGGAGCGUGGGGUAACAGCCGGCAGCAGCACAGCCAGCAAGGAGACCCCGCCAGAGACUGAUGGGAAGGAGAAGGGCCCCGUGACACAAGGGGAUGUGCACGGUCCUUCCCCUUCCGGCCAGGCAGAGCGGGCACAGCCAGAGCAGGAGACAGCUCCCCGGGGGCAAUCGGGGCAGAUGUCCAACAGGCCCAGCGUCUCCUACGGGGACAGGCAACCACCAGAGCUGCUAUUAGAGAAGAGUGUCCCCAUGGGAGAAGACGACCUCUGCUUGGAAGGACAGCGCAGCCCCAGUGAGGAUGUGGGCACAGCUGAGCAGCCGUCAGACUUGACAGCUCUUCCAAGCAGCAGCUCCCUGCAGACACAACACCCCUCCUGUGAGGAGACACCCUCAGCUCUGCCAACGUCUCCAGACUCUGCGAGGACUGUCUUUCAUAUCCCCUAUCUGGAAGAGCUCAUCACAGCCCUCACUGAUUACCACAGGGCCAGCCAAACUGCUGAAGAGCUGCAGAACCAGCUGCGGGCUUUAUGGCUGGAGCAGGUCACAGAGAAGUUGGGGUACUCAAGGGCAGAGCUGGCAGUGGAGCACCCCAGUGCCUCGCAGAGCCGUGGCCAUAGUGGAGCAGAGAAGGGCAGGGGAAGUGCCCAGGACAGAGCUGGCUCCAGCGGACUCUGCCCCAAGUGCAGCAAAGCCCUGCGCGACAGCCUGCCUGGCAGUGACGGCUCCCAGACUUGGGCUCCACCUGAUGCUGCAACCCCAUGGGCAGGAAGGGAAGGGCCAGUGGGAGAAAGGCGUCCACCCGAGGACAGGGCCAAGAGGCAGCAGGGCCAGAAGAGGGCUGCUGCUGCCCAGCCAUCACAGCGGGUCCACGUGCGUGGGUCCACCGUACAGACCCCUCUGUUUCGGCAGGAGUGGCUUCCUGCCAGGCUCAUGCCCCCAUGA
Molecule: messenger RNA, 2477 nt
Organism: Grus americana (Whooping crane)
Lineage: Eukaryota; Metazoa; Chordata; Aves; Gruiformes; Gruidae
Exons: 4
Coding region: 141-2477 (778 amino acids)
Source: RefSeq, a predicted model, not a curated record